AUGGCUUCCAAAGAUGCUCACACCCUAAUUGCUGAAACCUGUGAAUAUGUUACUUUGCAUGGAAAAAGGGAUUUUGCAGAUGUGAUUAAAGUUAUGGACCUUGAAAUGACCACUUGCCACUGGGAACAAUACAGCUCAUUUUGCCUGGUUUCCUCAGGAAAGAGCUCUGCUUUUGAAAGACAACAAUGGGGAAGAGUUUGCAGGUCCCCAGAGAGCCACAGGGAUUUGCUCUGCUUGUUGUUGUCUCUGCAGUAUCUUGGAAGAUGGUAUGAAAUUGAGAAGAUCCCCGUGAGCUUUGAGAAAGGAAACUGCAUCCAAGCCGACUACUCGCUAAUGGAAAAUGGAAACAUCAAAGUGAUAAACAAGGAGAUGAGAGCUGAUGGAACCGUGAAUCAAAUUGAAGGUGAAGCCACCCAGGAUAACCUCACAGAGCCUGCCAAGUUGGCAGUUAAGUUUUUCUGGUUGAUGCCGUCAGCCCCGUACUGGGUCCUGGCCACCGACUAUGAUAACUAUGCCCUUGUGUACUCCUGUACUACGAUCGUCUGGCUUUUUCACUUGGAUUAUGUUUGGAUCUUGGGAAGAAACCCUUAUCUCCCUCCAGAAACAGUGACCUAUCUAAAAGAUAUCCUGACUUCCAAUAACAUCGAUGUGGAGAAAAUGACGGUCACAGAUCAGGUGAACUGCCCCAAGUCCCGUUAACAAGGCUCUAAAGGGAGGCUGCAUCCAGUCCAUGUCACUUUGCUUUGCUUUCCCCCCACCCCCACCCCACCCCACCCCAUCCCACUCUUCAUAAAGACAAACGAACCUGCCAUGACAAACCGUUGCAAAUACCAGAAGGGAAGUUUGACGGCAGAAGCCAAUGGAGGGAACUCAAGGAAAGUUGGCCCAAACAUGCCCCACCCCGCUACCUUGCCAGCCUAAAAAUAAACUUGUUUCUGACCUGCUCACAGUAAAU
Molecule: messenger RNA, 955 nt
Organism: Galeopterus variegatus (Sunda flying lemur)
Lineage: Eukaryota; Metazoa; Chordata; Mammalia; Dermoptera; Cynocephalidae
Product: apolipoprotein D-like
Exons: 4
Coding region: 1-699 (232 amino acids)
Biological process (GO): brain development; lipid transport; tissue regeneration
Molecular function (GO): cholesterol binding
Source: RefSeq, a predicted model, not a curated record